UCGGCGGGAGAAUCGAGGGAAACAAUCACGAUCCUCACGUCCCUCACGAGCCACGAACAGACGGUCGCUGCGCGACCGCCUAGACAUUAUGAGCGAGACCUCACGACUCACGAAUACGAUGCCUUCAAGCACGAUCACGAUACAACAACUUGCCUUCACCGGCUUCGCGGUCUUCGCGACGGCCUCGUUCUGCACGUCCGCCACGAUUGAGGGCUUUUUCUUCACGUUCUUCAUGGCUAGCCUCCUUUUCCCUGGGGUCUACUUCAUAGCCAAGUCGGAGCGCGAGCACGCUGCUUCAUCGACAUCGCCAUCCCCAGUGAAUUACGACACCGAACACGACCCCUCGACCGACGGCGUCGCACAUGAAGUUCCGCGCGAGGAGCACCGCGACAACUUCGUUGAAAACGGUCCUCGCCAACAAGACCAGGAGCAGCGCCGCCACGAUCGCGCCUCAAAUCAACAUGUGCGCUUCGUUGAGCAUUUCGAUGAUUUCGAUCGUCGUGAGCGACACAAUCCCUCCACACGUUGCGGCACACGGAGCACUACCGAGUCUCGCUAUAGCCAGGAAUCCCCUGAGCGUCCCGAGCAGCAGGAUCUCCCCGAUCCUCAGCAGCAGGAUUAUCCAGAUCUUCAGCAGCAACACGAUGGCCGCACCGUCGAGGCCCUCGAGCGGGCACUCGCUGCCCGGGUUGAGGAGAUCGCUGCCCGGGAUAGGGAGAUCGCUGCCCGAGAUAUGGAUAUCGCUCGUCUCCAGAUACAACUUGCCGCCGAGCGGGGCCGUAACGCUCCUGUCAUCCCUACCCUUCCUCCCGCGCAAAAUGGCGCGUACGGCCGACCGCAACGAGCGGCUCAUGCGGUCAACGAGCCACCCAUCCGUCUUGUCUCCGCUCUCGAGUUGGGUGGCGCCACCGCUACUGGACAGCAGAAUAUUUCCGAGGCGCAGAUGUCGACCGGCGCCGCUCACGAAGAGCAGCUACAUCAGGCUCCCCAGACCGCUCGGGAGAAUGGCGCUCCUCCUUCAUCGUGGGGUCGGUUUUCCAACAGCUCCAUACUGCCAAGGUAUGGUGCGAACGAUCCGAGCGUUCCCGCCUUGGAGGACCGGACUCAGCGCCGCGAGACGCACUUCCAAAACCACAAUUCGGCCCUCGCUAGCGCUCCAAGCAGCAUUGCGGAGCGUGUGGAGGCGCUCAGGCGACAAGUCCCACAGAGGGAGGGGCGGCCGGGCUGGUUCGACACCAGUGCCCCAGCUCAGACCGAAAGCGUCGGGCGGCAGAACCUGAACGUCGGCAUGGAGGAACAGCUUGCUGCUCCUGGAAAUCGUCAGCAGAAGCAAGCACGUCCUAGAGAAGCUGCUCGCCAAGCUGCUGAGCGUCGCUUCCGUGAAGCGCUCGAAAACAUCCGACCACGCGAGGGACCCCACGGUCAGCAAGCGCGAGGACUUCCUCGACUGCCGCAGGAUAGGUGUUUUCCGCGAGAUGCGUGGCCAGUCGUCGGACCCAGCCUGCUGACCAAUGCAACGACAUUGCCCGCGCCAUCACCUACAAGCGCCGCGCCGAGUGUGGCUGCUCCGUAUCCUCCUAGGCCUCCGCGCGCACCUCAGCCGAAUGUCAACCCAGUGCGGCCUGAGCGUCCCAUGGUGAUAAACCAGUUUAGGGACUCGCGCGUUCAGAUUCCUGCACUGCAGCCGGUCGAUGCGACGUCUGUGUUUUUCAACGACUCGCCCGUGCCUCCGCCGUAUCUUUCGCGGCUGUCACUUCCGCCUGCUGACGUUGCUCCGCGCGCUCCUGCGUCUAUGCCAUCCCCCGCUGGUCGGGGGCUCGCUCCCGACGCUGUACGUGGCAGCUCAAGCUGCGAUGCCUAUGUCGCGGGUCCUGGCCCUCGUUUUGGACCUAUAUAUGCGCGCAGGCCUCCUCCUGGCUUCGUACCUACCUCAUUCGUACCCUUCUCAGGCGGGAUGAGCGGUACCAGCAACGACGUCGCUGACGGCAAUACCGAGCAUCACGGUGGCGGCAUGCAGAGCAGGACCGGCGCCUCGAUUGCGACGCCGUCUGCGAUCAACAUCGUUCCUGAUCCAAGUCCUAUCCCAAGCGUUGACGGUAUAUCUCAGCCCACGCCUGCUUGCUGCGACCACAAUACCCCAUCCGGCUUCGUUCCCUCCGAGUUGGCUGCCGUCACCAUGAACCAGCCUGAGCAGAGCGUUGCGCGCUGUGCCAGGAGCGUUGGCGAAGGAAGUAUCGGUCGCGCGAACACCGCUAUAGGUGCCAACGCUCUGCAAGGUCCAUCGGAUCACCGUUCUGGUGGCGAGUUCUCCCCGUUCUGGCUGACCGUGCAUUGGGCUCAGAACAGAACCAUCUCCGUCCGGUUCGAUUCCUCCAUCGUGGGCCCAAAGGGACCGUCAACUUUCUAUAUUCACGACGGAGCUGCAUUGGAUGGCGCCGCCUCAACUGUCUUCAAUCUACUGGGCGGCGCGUGGGAUCCCUAUCCCGGUGAGGAUGACAAGCGCCCAGCGUUGUUCGUGCGGGCGAACAUACAGUCCCUCGCACCAGUCGACGCUUUCCUUCGCAUCCUUGUGGCAAGAUCUGUUUUCUCUCUCCGGCUUUGGAAAAAGAUCAGGAUACAAAUGCCCGAGAUACCUAUGGAACGGUCCAGACAGGUACAGUUUGAUACUCCCACCAAUCUCAACACCCUCGCCUUCCCCUCCACCACGAUCAUCUACUCCGGCGCUCCUGAGAACGUGCUCUACCCGUGGUCCUCCAUCAUUGGCCUCUCUCGCUAUCAAGUGCGGAAUCUUGACAUCCGGUGCGCGAUCACGCAAGAGGAAUGUAUGGCGAUUGCUGGAAGUAGUGCGGAAUACAUGAACGGGAGGGUGGUGCGGUGGGUGCCCUUGCACCUCCGCCUUGUUCGCAUCAUCCCUGGAAGGCAUCCUGCGGGAAGGCGCGCUACAUUCUUUUCGCGUCUUCAAUCCCUGCAUGUCUUGCAAUCUGAUCCCGUACUGACCGCAUUUCGUGACCAGCUUCUGGAGGAGGGUAGGAGGUGUGUUCGGAACCAUGUCGAGUGCCUUGUAGUGUAGUGUAUCACCCUGUCCUCGUAUUAUGAACCACAUUGUAACGUAUAUAUCAUGUUGACAAAACAACUGUACCCAAGGGUGCAGACGUGAGGCGCAC
Molecule: messenger RNA, 3164 nt
Organism: Schizophyllum commune H4-8
Lineage: Eukaryota; Fungi; Basidiomycota; Agaricomycetes; Agaricales; Schizophyllaceae
Exons: 2
Coding region: 89-3070 (993 amino acids)
Source: RefSeq, a predicted model, not a curated record